Penicillium pulvis is the source of this 819-nucleotide messenger RNA. RefSeq lists its product as uncharacterized. The record is from RefSeq and is a predicted model, not a curated record. Gene Ontology annotation, biological process: mitotic sister chromatid segregation. NCBI's taxonomy places the organism in Eukaryota, Fungi, Ascomycota, Eurotiomycetes, Eurotiales, Aspergillaceae. Gene Ontology annotation, cellular component: MIS12/MIND type complex; kinetochore. The coding region runs from base 1 to 819 and encodes 272 amino acids. The transcript has 3 exons.
AUGGCCGCACACCAGCGCAAAGUUGAGCUACAGUCUUCAGCAGACUUGACUUAUCUAUAUGCCAACACAGUUGCGCUCUCACGCAAGAAACUCGACCUUUAUUUCCCCCUUCAGCAACAAACGAUGAGACACCAGAUCCGAUGCGCGAACGCUCGAACCAAUCUCGAGCCUGAGUCUUACAUAAACCGCACCUUCAUAACAGCCUCUGCCUCAAUCAGCAUCAACGGCAUCGAUUCGUCUCAUCCACAGUUCCCAUUCCCAGCAUCCUUCACCGCACCCGAGACAGUCGAAUACGAACCCUACGAUACCGAGCUAGCAUCCCGCGUAACAACCCUAUAUGCACAGCUAGAGUCGCUCACGACAACAGUGGCACAGCAAAGACGGGAUGCGCCUCGACAAGCGGCAAAGGAUUAUGCGGCGCAGUUGAUGCAAGUACUUAAGGAUGAGGACGAGGAUGACGAUAUCGACGAGAAAGAUGCACAGACGACUGGAGGAGCCGGUGAAGACAAAGAUGGAGCCAUGGAUGUUGAUGCGGGAGAUGGUUCAACUAAGCCAAAAGAGACAGAGAAGUCACACUCUCGUCGUAACCGUCCGGAUCCUUCAUGGGAAUUACAGGUUCCGCUUGGUACUGAUGCGGAGGCAGAGAGGUGGCGGAGUGGAGAUAUGGCGGAGGUUUAUGAGCGUGCCCUGCGGACAUUGCAGCGGUUGCAGGGUGAGGCUGAUGUGGACGAGGAGGGUUCUGAGGGUAAUGCCUUGGCUACGACAGUCGGGAAGGCAGAAAGGGCUGGGCGAGCUGCAGAUGUCGUCGAGAGCAUGUAA